This is a messenger RNA of Suillus subalutaceus, 1070 nucleotides long. RefSeq lists its product as uncharacterized. Bases 336 to 761 code for a protein of 141 amino acids. The transcript is spliced from 3 exons. The record is from RefSeq and is a predicted model, not a curated record. NCBI's taxonomy places the organism in Eukaryota, Fungi, Basidiomycota, Agaricomycetes, Boletales, Suillaceae.
AGCUCCUGUGCGACGAUGGUGUAAGAGCCUUACACACAAGGAGGUCGCCUCCAACCACAGGUAUCUCUUUUAAACGACGAAAAAUCCUCGUUCAUGUGCGCUGCUCUCAUCUGCAAGGUAUUUACCCCUGUCACAAAAUGCCCGGUCUUACUCGUCGAAAUCGAAGAUGUCCUUGUUAGAGCCGGCCUCCUCAAUCCAUUAAUAGUUAAAUAAUUUGACCCUCGUUUCAACUACAAGCGCAAAAGCCCACUCCCAAGGCUGUCUCCCAUCCCCUGGUCCGCCGCUAAUGAAAACUCGCACCGGGCGAAGACUAUAGAGUCUUUCCAUGGGACAGAAUGUUCUUUGACGGCUCAUUGUGGGAAGAAUACUACUACCGCGAGUAUGAGAGGUCGUUAAGAUGUGAAGUUGAAGCCUACAGACGCCUUGGACACCUUCAGGGCUCCACCAUCCCCCGGCUCUAUGGUUUGGGUCGGGUCGUUUCAGGCCACGGUAAAGGUCGCGCCAUAUCCCCCAAGGUGCUUUUCAUGGAAUACAUCCAAGGCGAGAACCUCGCAACUACACAAGACCCCCAUUCAGUCCCUAGUUCAGCAUAUCAGGAGCUCGUGCAGGCCGAAACAUUGUCGUAUCUUGCAGUCACCCUAGAUGAGUGGUGCUCAUCGACUUUGGGGUGUGUCAAUUUCGUUAUACUGAUGAGUCUGACGAGACCUGGGAAGAGAUUGUCGGGGUCGAAGGGGAUGAGAGGGAGCUCCGGCGCUAUUUGAAGAUGUCGGGCAUUUGGCAACAGGAAUAGUGCGCGUAAUGCUCGGGAGAACGCGUAGCCUGGUCCAUUCAUAACCCGGGGAGCCAGUCACGGUCAAUGCUCCACGUCAAGCCCGCCCAAAUUAUGAUCACAUGAUAGGAAAGGAAAGUCUGAACCGUUGAACGUGACCCUCACGAUGUGGCAGCGAUUAGCGCUGGAAGUUAGAGAGGCAAAUAUUCAGUCCGAUGGGGUUUUCUUGGAACGUACUUAAAUUUUAGCUUCACCGGUAGCAACCUUGUUACACAUCGUACUUCAAUUUAUCGAUGCAUUU